Cynocephalus volans (Philippine flying lemur) is the source of this 915-nucleotide messenger RNA. Its product is annotated as sulfotransferase 1C1. Bases 1 to 915 code for a protein of 304 amino acids. The record is from RefSeq and is a predicted model, not a curated record. The transcript is spliced from 7 exons. Gene Ontology annotation, biological process: sulfation. Gene Ontology annotation, molecular function: sulfotransferase activity. Gene Ontology annotation, cellular component: cytoplasm. Lineage: Eukaryota; Metazoa; Chordata; Mammalia; Dermoptera; Cynocephalidae.
AUGUCUUUGGAGAAGAUGAAAGAUCUCCACCUGCAGGAAAAAUGCCUACAGCCAGAAACAAAAGAACUGAAUGGAAUACUCAUGGCCAAGAUGAUAACUGAUAACUGGGACAAAAUCUGGGAUUUCCAAGCAAAACCUGAUGACCUCCUCAUUGCAACCUAUGCAAAGGCAGGCACAACCUGGACACAGGAGAUUGUGGACAUGAUCCAAAAUGAUGGGGACGUGCAGAAGUGCCAGCGUGCCAACACCUUUGACCGGCAUCCUUUCCUUGAAUGGACUCUGCCCCCGCCCCUCAACUCUGGUCUGGAUCUGGCUAACAAAAUGCCUUCUCCUAGAACUCUGAAGACCCAUUUGCCUGUUCAGAUGCUACCACCAUCAUUCUGGAAAGAAAAUUCAAAGAUUAUUUAUGUGGCUAGAAAUGCCAAGGACUGUCUGGUGUCUUACUACCAUUUCUCAAGAAUGAAUAAAAUGCUGCCUGACCCCGGUACAUGGGAAGAAUAUGUUGAGACAUUCAAAGCUGGAAAAGUGCUGUGGGGCUCCUGGUAUGACCACGUUAAGGGAUGGUGGGAUGUGAAAGACCAGCACCGCAUUCUCUACCUCUUCUAUGAGGACAUGAAGGAGGAUCCAAAGCGGGAAAUUCAGAAGAUAUUGCAGUUCCUGGAGAAAGACAUACCUGAAGACGUUCUGAAUAAAAUUGUCUAUCAUACCUCCUUUGAUGUAAUGAAGCAAAACCCAAUGGCCAACUACACCACGUUGCCCACCUGCCUUAUGGAUCAUUCCAUCUCCCCUUUUAUGAGAAAAGGGAUGCCUGGGGACUGGAAGAACUACUUUACUGUGGCCCAGAAUGAAGAAUUUGACAAUGACUACCAGAAGAAGAUGGCAGGAAGCACCCUGACCUUCCGCACAGAGAUCUGA